Molecule: messenger RNA, 1047 nt
Organism: Trypanosoma brucei brucei TREU927
Lineage: Eukaryota; Euglenozoa; Kinetoplastea; Trypanosomatida; Trypanosomatidae
Product: fatty acid desaturase, putative
Exons: 1
Coding region: 1-1047 (348 amino acids)
Biological process (GO): ceramide biosynthetic process
Cellular component (GO): membrane
Molecular function (GO): sphingolipid delta-4 desaturase activity
Source: RefSeq, a predicted model, not a curated record
AUGCUGGCUUCUCAACUGAAAACCGCGGCGGAAAAGCUCACUGAACAUUGUGGAAGAGAUGAUUACUACUGGACAACUGACAAUGAAAUGCAUGCCGUGCGGCGGAGGAAGAUGCUGGAAAAGUAUAGCAGUGAAAUCAAGAAACUCUAUGGACCUGAUCCACUAACAUGGAAAAUCGCAACGGCGGUCGUUCUCUUUCAGAUUUUCCUGGGCUCAUUGGCGUCCAGCAUGAGUUGGCCUGUGUUUCUGCUUACCGCUUAUGCAAUUGGUGGUACGGCGACGCACAACAGCUUCUUGGCCGUCCACGAAAUAACUCACAACUUGGCAUUUCGUAAGGCUGUGCACAACGAGUUGUUUGCCAUAUUCCUUAAUAUAAUUGUGCCCCUACCGUACGCAAUGGGAUUUAAAUCUCAUCACAGGGAUCAUCACAAUUACUUAGGGUGGGAGCGUGUUGACCCAGAUUUACCGACGGCGCUGGAAGGGAAAUUGCUUUCCAGCUACAUUGGCAAAUUUUUCUUUGUUACGUUCCAAGUUUUCUUCUACGCACUUCGUCCCACUCUUGUUAGAAAAAUGAAAAUAACGAGGAUGCAUGUACUAAAUAUUGUUGCUCAAAUUAUAUUUGAUGUUAUAUUUUACAUGUUAUUUGGACCGUGGUGUAUUAUUUACUUCUUCUUAUCACUCGUGUUGGGUACUGGUUGGCACCCAUUGGCUGGUCACUUCCUUACUGAGCAUUAUAUCUUUCAAGGUGACGGAAGUCAGGAAACCUUUUCUUAUUAUGGUCCACUGAACUGGUUAGCUUGGAAUGUCGGCCAUCACGUGGAGCAUCAUGAUUUCCCGUACGUUCCGUGGAGGCAUCUGCACAAACUUCGUGAAAUUGCCCCUGAAUUCUACGAAAACCUUGAGGUGACCCCCUCGUGGCCUCUUGCCUUAUACGAUUUCGUGUUUAAAGUUAACAUGAAUCCGUUCUCACGUACCGUGCGUAGGAAAGGGUCAUAUCUACAUCCAGAUUUGCGGUCCGCUGAGGUAAUCGGAAAGGAAGAAAAUUAA